Molecule: messenger RNA, 1671 nt
Organism: Neltuma alba
Lineage: Eukaryota; Viridiplantae; Streptophyta; Magnoliopsida; Fabales; Fabaceae
Product: spermidine hydroxycinnamoyl transferase
Exons: 1
Coding region: 51-1397 (448 amino acids)
Molecular function (GO): acyltransferase activity, transferring groups other than amino-acyl groups
Source: RefSeq, a predicted model, not a curated record
AUUACCGUCAUAAAGAUAAAGCAGACUCUCCGACGUUAGAAAGGCCAAAAAUGGUGAGCGUUAAGUCCUCUUGCACCGUGACUCCAAGUAAUCCGACUCCGGAGUCUUGCUUGUGGUUGUCGGGGAGUGACCAAAUUUAUCCUUGGACUCACGUGCGCAGCAUCCACGUUUACGGCCCACACCAACACCAGAGCCACGGCGGCGCCAUUCACACCCUCACUCGCUCUCUCGCCGACAUAUUGGUCCCCUACUACCCGCUGGCCGGUCGCUUACGCAGCAUCGGAGGCGGCCGCGUGGAAGUUGUCUGCAACGCCAAGGGAGCGCUGCUUCAGGUAGCUGAAUCUACUAAAACAAUACACGACUAUGGUGAUUUCAGACCCGACCAACCCAUCCAAGAGCUUCUUCCCAAGGUUGAUUAUUCUAAACCCUUAGAGGAGAUUCCUUUGUUGUUGGUUCAAGUCACCCUCUUUAGUGGCGGUGGCCUCUGUAUUGGGCUUGCCCUUUCCCACUCCAUGGCCGAUGGUUACGCUGCCAUGCAGUUCAUCAUCUCCUGGGCCAAGCUCGCGCGAGGGCUCCCAUUAGAGCAGAGCGACCUGCCUUUCCUGGACCGCACCGUCCUUAAAUGCUGCGAACCGGUCAUGCCUCCCCGUUUCCCCCACCCAGAAUUCAAGCCCCUCCCACUCAUACUGGGUGCUUCUGACACCGACGAGGAGCGCAAGAAGGAAACCACCGUGCAGUUAUUGAAGCUGACGGCGGAGGAGGUGAGUAAGAUCAAGGACCGGGCAAAUGAAGGAGCGGAGAUUUCACGACCCUUUUCGAGAUUCGAGGCCGUGAGUGCCCAUAUAUGGAGGUGUGUGACCAAGGCCCGACGAAAUGAGUACCAGCAGCCGACCACAGUUUGGCUUGUGGGUGAUAUUCGCAACAGAGUGAGCCCACCCCUGCCUCCGAACUAUUUCGGCAACGCCGUGCUUCCGACGGUGACCAGAGAUGGAAUCAGCGGGGAGGUGAUAUCAAAGCCGUUGAGCCACGCCGCGCAGAAAAUAAGGGAAGCAAUUGGGUUUCUGAGAGAGGAAAGGUACGUGAGAUCACAGCUUGACCGGAUAGAGGGUACGGAGCAAGUGGAUUCGCUGAGGGUUGCGUACAACCAAGGGGGAGUGAUGAAGCAGCCGUUUCUGGGGAAUCCCAACAUGAGAAUUGUGAGCUGGAUGACUUUGCCGAUGCACGAAGCAGAUUUUGGAUGGGGAAAGGCUGUGCACGUCGGGCCUGCGUCGUUGAACGCUGAUGGUAAGGUCACAAUGAUCCAUUCUCCUUCUGACGAUGGAUCUAUUCUCGUCGCCAUUCGUUUGCAGAACGCUCAUAUCUCCGAUUUCAAACACUUCCUCUACCAUGAUCUGUGAUUCAUUACCUGUCCUUUCUUCUGCCUACGUCAUCUCCGUCAAUUCCCUCGUUUUUCUGUGUCUCUUUAAUUAAUCCUUUCAUCACUGUCGUCAUAAAGACCUUGCGUCAAACUCUUUUGGUUUGUGUUUAUCAUCUGAAAGUAUAGCGUGCUAGUUAAUCGUGUCCCAUAAAAAUUUAUGGUGGCUGUCGAGGAAAUAAAAGAUGCUCAGUCUUGCCAUUUAUAUUUACAAAACAUUAGGGUUAUUAUACUAAUUCGGUCGUUGGCUUUUGUCA